CGGCGGCGCGCAGGCGCACAGCGCGCCCGCGCCUCCAACAUGGCUGAGGUGGUGCCGCUUCUCUUGCAGCGGGCGCGGAGGGGAGGAUGCUGAGCCUCCCGGGAGCCGCCGCCGCCGCCGCAGCAGGGGUGGUGAGGCCUGAGGCAGGCGUCUCUCAGCCAUGGCCAGGCUGGCCGACUAUUUCAUCGUGGUGGGCUAUGACCACGAGAAGACAGCAGGUCCAACAGAAGGUUUGGGAAAAAUAAUACAAAGAUUUCCUCAGAAGGACUGGGAAGACACUCCUUUUCCACAGGGAAUAGAGUUGUUUUGCCAGCCUGGAGGAUGGCAGCUUUCAAAAGAGAGAAAACAGCCAACAUUCUUUGUGGUGGUUUUGACUGAUAUAGACUCAGAGAGGCACUACUGUUCCUGCUUAACUUUCUACGAAGCAGAGAUUAACCUGCAGGGAAGAAAAGAAAUUGAAGGUGAAGAGGAGUCUGGUUUAAUUCCGCCUGCAGAAGUAUUUGCUCCUAAAAGUCUGGUGUUGGUGUCCAGGCUAGAUUAUCCAGAAAUUUUCAGGGCUUGCCUUGGCCUGAUCUAUACUGUGUAUGUGGACAGCCUGAACGUGUCACUGGAGACUCUCAUUGCAAAUCUGUGUUCGUGCCUUGUCCCCGCUUCUGGAGGGUCUCAGAAACUGUUUUCUUUGGGAGCUGGAGACCGACAACUGAUACAGACUCCUCUACAUGAUAGCCUUCCUGUUACGGGCACCAGUGUAGCUCUUCUCUUUCAGCAACUGGGAAUCCAAAAUGUACUCAGCUUAUUCUGUGCAGUGCUUACAGAAAAUAAAGUUCUCUUUCACUCUGCAAGUUUUCAGAGGCUCAGUGAUGCCUGUAGGGCUCUGGAGUCUUUGAUGUUUCCCCUCAAAUAUAGUUAUCCCUAUAUUCCAAUUCUUCCUGCACAGCUAUUGGAAGUUCUCAGCUCACCAACUCCUUUCAUAAUUGGCGUACAUUCUGUCUUUCGUAAUGACAUUCAUGAGCUUUUAGAUGUAAUCAUAGCAGACCUGGAUGGAGGCACAAUUAAAAUUCCUGAAUGUAUUCAUCUUUCCCAGCUGCCAGAGCCACUGCUACAUCAGACUCAAAUGGCGCUUUCUCUAGUAUUGCAUCCUGAUUUGGAAACGGCAGAUUAUGCAUUCCCUCCCCCACGAACAGCUUUAUCACAUUCAAAAAUGCUGGAUAAAGAAGUGCGAGCAAUCUUCCUUAGGCUAUUUGCACAACUUUUCCAAGGAUACCGGUCAUGUCUUCAGCUGAUCAGAAUUCAUGCUGAACCAGUAAUUCAUUUCCAUAAGGCAGCCUUCUUGGGUCAGCGAGGCUUAAUUGAGAAUGACUUUCUAACCAAGGUUCUCAAUGGAAUGGCAUUUGCUGGUUUUGUGUCAGAGAGGGGCCCUCCUUUCAGAGCAUGUGAUCUUUUUGAUGAGUUGGUAGCCUUUGAAGUCGAAAGAAUUAAAGCCGAAGAAGGUAACCCACCCAAAAUGAUAAAACAUGUUAGAGAACUUGCAGAACAGCUCUUCAAAAAUGAGAAUCCCAAUCCCCACAUAGCAUUCCAGAAAGUGCCACGGCCCACAGAAGGCUCCCACUUGCGGGUUCACAUCCUCCCUUUCCCCCGGAUCAAUGAGUGCCGGGUGCAGGAGCUCCUCCAGGAAGGCCUUGCAAGGAGUCAGGGUGCCCCCUCCGCCACCCGGGGGGACAAGAAGUGUGUCGUUCCAGCGGGUCCCCCUGUUGUUUCCAUAAUGGAAAAAGGAAGCACAGUUUUCAACAGUGCACAAAGGCUGGAAGUUGUUAGAAACUGCAUCUCAUUCAUUUUUGAAAACAAAUUUUUGGAGACUGAAAAGACCCUGCCUGCAGCUCUGAGAGCCCUAAAAGGAAAGGCAGCUCGGCACUGCCUGACACAGGAAUUAGGCUUGCAUGUUAAACAAAAUCGAGCAAUACUGGACCAUCAGCAGUUUGACUACAUUGUGCGAAUGAUGAACUGUGCUUUGCAGACCUUAUCUCCUCAACUUGCCUACAAGGAUACCAAAGGAGCCUGUGUCAAAACCCCUGUUAAAGCCAAGGAUUGUUCAUCUUCAGAAGAAUAUAGCAUUGCUGCAGCGUUGCUACCACUGACAACUGCUUUUUAUAGGAAAUUAGCACCUGGAGUUAGUCAGUUUGCUUACACCUGUGUGCAAGACCAUCCUAUCUGGACUAACCAACAGUUUUGGGAAACAACCUUCUAUAGCAAUGUGCAAAAUCAAGUUCGCUCCCUCUAUCUUACAGCCAAGGAUGACAACCAUGUAGUACAGUUGAGACAAAAGGAGAAAAAUUCUGUAGGUCUAGACCAGGAUAAGACAGCAAUGGACCUCGCUGCUGAGCAGUUGAGAUUAUGGCCAACUCUUAAUAAACAAAUGCAGCAGGAGCUAGUCCAGAAUGAGGAAAGCACAGUUUUCAGUCAGGCAAUUCAUUUUGCUAACCUCAUGGUCUACCUGCUAGUACCACUGGAUACAAGUAAGAACAAGUUAUUAAGAACAUCGGCUACUGGUGACUGGGAGAGUGGAAGCAACAGUAUUGUCACAAACAGUAUUGCAGGCAGUGUUGCAGAGAGUUAUGACACAGAAAGUGGAUUUGAGGACUCUGAGAACAAUGAUGUUGCAAACGCAGUUGUACGCUUCAUUACCAGAUUUAUUGACAAGGUUUGCACAGAGAGUGGAGUUACACAGGAUCACAUCAAGGGUCUUCAUUGCAUGAUACCAGGCAUUGUAGCAAUGCACAUAGAGACAUUGGAGGCUGUCCAUCGUGAGAGUAGGCGGCUUCCACCAAUACAGAAGCCCAAAAUUCUACGGCCAACUUUACUGCCAGGAGAAGAAUUUGUUUGUGAAGGUCUCCGUGUGCUACUGGAUCCUGAUGGCAGAGAGGAAGCUACAGGAGGACUGCUUGGAGGUCCUCACAUCCUCCCUGCUGAAGGAGCUUUGUUCCUUACCACUUACAGAAUUAUAUUUAAAGGCACUCCUCAUGAUCAACUGGUUGGAGAGCAGACGGUGAUCCGGAGCUUUCCUAUUGCAUCUGUUACAAAGGAGAAGAAGAUCACUAUACAGAACCAGCUGCAGCAGAGUAUGCAGGAAGGACUGCAGAUCACUUCAGCUACCUUUCAGUUAAUUAAAGUAGCAUUUGAUGAAGAAGUAAGUCCUGAAGUGGUGGAAAUAUUUAAGAAACAGUUAAUGAAGUUCCGUUAUCCUCAAUCUAUCUUCAGCACUUUUGCAUUUGCUGCUGGGCAAACAGCACCACAGAUAAUUUUACCAAAACAAAAAGAAAAGAACACUUCAUUCCGUACCUUCUCAAAAAGCAUUGUGAAAGGAGCAAAACGUGCUGGGAAGAUGACAAUUGGACGUCAAUAUUUAUUAAAGAAGAAGACAAGCACAAUAGUGGAAGAAAGAGGGAAUCGCCCAGGCUGGAAUGAAGACGAUGAUAUCUCUGUUUCAGAUGACAGCGAGCUGCACACAAGUGGUACCCUAAAAGCAUCAGAAAAAUCAACAAUGGAGCAAUUAGUAGAAAGAGCCUGUUUCAGAGACUAUCAACGUCUGGGACUGGGGACCAUCAGUAGUAACUCUUCUCGCUCAAAAACAGAAUACUUAAGAAUAACUGCACUGAACAGGAUGUAUUCACUUUGCAGGAGUUAUCCUGGGCUUCUGGUGAUACCUCAGUCUGUUCAAGACAGCAGUCUGCAGAGAGUUGCUCGCUGUUACCGUCACAAUCGCCUACCAGUUGUGUGUUGGAAGAACACUAAAAACAGUACUCUUCUACUUAGAUCUGGGGGCUUUCAUGGAAAAGGUGUUGUCGGCCUUUUCAAAUCCCAGAACACACAUACUACAGCUCCUGCUUCUUUAGAAUCUUCAAGCAGUAUAGAACAGGAAAAAUACCUACAAGCCUUACUGAAUGUGAUAUCCGUCCACUGCAAAAUGAAUGGAAGUAAUACUCUUACUGUUAGACCAACAAUUGCGCUGUCUCCAGGCACUGAAAGGAGGGCUUCAAGAAUGUCUACUGUGUUUAAACAGGUAGUGCCAGGACAUUUGGAUGUAAAUCUAUCCAAUAGCUUUGCUCGAGGAGUGCUUGGGUACAGAGAUAAAUGUUUCACUCAUUCAAAUUCCAAAUCAGCAACUAAGGGAAGAGUCCAUCAAGGUGUAUGGGCAAGUCUUCGUUCAAGCAACCGGUUUAUCAACACUCAGACUCCGUUCAUUGAUGUUGGUGCAAGACUUGCAGGGAAAGAUAACACCACUUCGUACAGUAGCAGCGCUUUUCUGCAAAGUCAGCUUUUGAGACGGCAAGCAGCCCUCUAUAUAUUUGGAGAAAAAUCUCAGUUACGGGGAUUCAAACUUGAUUUUGCUUUGAAUUGUGAAUUUGUUCCUGUUGAAUUCAGUGACAUCCGACAGACAAAAGCAAGCUUUAAAAAGCUGAUGAGAGCUUGUGUUCCCAGCACUAUUCCUACAGAUUCUGAGGCAACAUUCCUCAAAGCACUUGGGGAGUCAGAAUGGUUCCCACAGCUUCACAGAAUAAUGCAAUUGGGUGUGAUCAUCUCUGAGCUCCUGGAAAAUGGUUCUUCUGUUAUGGUUUGCUUGGAAGAUGGCUGGGAUAUUACUGCACAAGUAGUAUCUCUGGUGCAGUUACUCAGUGAUCCCUUCUAUAGGACACUUGAAGGCUUCCGAAUGCUGGUGGAAAAAGAAUGGCUCUCUUUUGGUCAUAAAUUCAGUCAGCGUAGUAAUCUGACUCUCAAUUGUCAGGGUAGCGGAUUUGCUCCUGUUUUCUUACAGUUCUUAGACUGUGUGCAUCAGAUUCAUAACCAAUACCCAACAGAGUUUGAGUUCAAUCAAUAUUAUCUGAAGUUUCUGGCUUUUCAUCACAUAUCAAAUCGAUUUAAAACAUUUCUUCUGGAUUCAGACUAUGAAAGACUAGAACAUGGGACAUUGUUUGAAGAUAAAGGAGAUAAACAUGCCAAAAAAGGAAUUUGUAUUUGGGAAUGUAUUGAAAAGAUGCACAAAAGGAGCCCUGUUUUCUUCAAUUACCUCUAUGCCCCUGCUGAAAUACAGGCACUGAAACCAAAUGUAAAUAUGUCCAGCCUCAAAAAGUGGGAUUAUUAUGUAGAAGAGAUUUUGGCUACAGGCCCUUCCUAUGAUUGGACCAUGGUAACUGCAAAAUGCAGUGUUUCAGAGGAAACUGACCAAACGGAUGGUUCACUCUCUCAGACUAAGAGGAAAAUAGUAUGGCCAUGUUAUGAUGACGUUAAAAAAAUACAACCUGAUGCCAUCAGCAGCCUUUUAAAUGAAAUUGAAAGGUUGGAAAGUAAAUUAAAUCAGAGCCCAGAAAGGUGGCAGCUUUUGUGGGAAAAGGUCAAAAUGAAUCUAAAGGAUGACACCAGACAAGACAAUCUCCAGAGACAUCCUUCUGGCUCCUCAGGGAUGAUAUCAGCUAAUCUACAGUCCUAUCAAAAGAGGUCUUUGUUGGAAAUACCUGACAGUGGGCUGGGUGAGGAGCAGAGUGCAAGCAUCUCACCCUCUAAUGGAGUAGACAGAAGAACAACUACGCUAUACAAUCAUUUCACAUCAAAAAAUGAUGAAAAUAGAUCUUUCGAAGGUACGCUAUACAAAAGAGGAGCCUUACUAAAAGGUUGGAAACCUCGCUGGUUUGUGCUGGAUGUGACAAAACACCAGCUGCGAUACUAUGAUUCUGGUGAGGAUACAAGCUGUAAGGGACACAUAGACCUUGCAGAAGUAGAAACUGUGAUUCCUGCUUCUCCAACAAUUGGAGCCCCAAAACAUGCAAGUGAAAAAGCAUUUUUUGAUUUGAAGACAAAUAAACGUGUAUAUAAUUUUUGUGCCCAAGAUGCACAGAGUGCUCAACAAUGGAUGGACAGGAUCCAGAGUUGCAUUUCAGAUGCUUAGAAAGGAAAAACAUUCCAUGAUAAAGACACAUUUAAAGCACCUCUUCCUAUAAGAAGCUAAGUUCUGAGAUGUUACUGGCCCGCAACUAGCCUUCCUUACAGUUCAGCCGUAAAAGUUCAUAAUAUGCUAAAGUUCCUUUUCUGUUUAAUAAUUAUAACCACUGUAACUGCUAUUUUUUUUCUGCAGGGAGGGCUUUGAAAAAUAAUAAUACAUUUACCCUGAAUUUCCUCUCUUCAGUACAAUUCCUUGCUAUAAAAGUGGGCUGUAUUUGUACUAUCAUCUAAUCCCGGUUUGCUCAUUUCAGAGCUAUUCUGUUCGGAAACCUGUCCGAAGGAAAUUAUAGACAUUUUCCCUCCAACAGGAAGUGUAUUUUCACUUUAUUUGUAUUUUUUAACAGAAUGUUCUUAUUUCCAAGCUAGUCAUGAAUAACAGGGAACAUGUCUACAAUUCCUAAAAAUAAUGUUUGAGUCCAGUGACAUAUAUAUCAGGUUUCCAGUGUUUAUAGGCAGUUGAUAUUUUUAAAGACCAAAAAGUGAAAUUGCCUGAUACCAGACUUCCAUGUGUCUUCUCAGCGUGCAAGUCAUUCUCUAAUCUUGUGCUCUACUGAGUGCUUCUGCAAUGUUGUUAUGAAAUUUCAAAUUCUAGGGAUUAUCUGAAGAUCAUAGCACUUUUAUUUUAGAUUCUGUUUGCAGUUACAAUGGGAUAAAUGAAGGAAAACUGGCUGACACUAUCUAGGAGAAAUGGGAAACAACAAACUAAGAAUUCAGUAGAAGGAAGAUCUCUUAUGUGUGAGUUGUAUAUGUUAAUUUAUAUGCUGUUCUGCUCACUGUAAAAUAAAAAAUAACAAACAUGAUAAUGCACUAAACAAUGAAGCAAGCACUUGCACUGAAAUCUUUAAAAUGCAGACAUUUUGCAGGACAGAGAUAAGUUAUUUAUAGCGGAACAAUACUAGCUAGUUAACAACAUUUACAGAUAUUAAAUAUGUACAUAAUCAGGUUUGAUGUGUCGUGAUUUGAUACUUUUUAAACAUUUUUUGCACAUGAAUUGGAAGACUGUUUAUAGAUUUUUACAUUUGAUAAAAUUGUGUUUGUUCAGCUUAAAAUCCUGGUGAAACAUUUUUAAUAGCCCCAAAUUAGUAGAAAUUUUACAGUCUACAAAUAUUGAUGACAUUGAGUAGAAUAUGUAGGUAAUUAAGCCAUUGUUUUUAUUUUGAAAUGUUAAUAUGUUAAAUAGCUCACUAAUAUUACAAAAAGUUUGUAUAUAUGAUUCACUAUUUUCUCAUUUUUCCAGAUGUUCUGCUUGUAAUUUAAUGUCAGCCUAACCAAACUGACUAUACUUACAAGAUUUUUCAGUUAUUAAAUUGUUUGUGGUUUUUUUAUAACUAAUGUAUUUUGUCAGAAAGGAACAUAAAUUUCUCACCACACACAAUAGGAAAUGCAGCUGUUUUUAAUGCAUUUGCAAUUUCAAAACAAAAAUAUGAAGGAUUUUUCUAGCAUUUUUCAAUUGACAAUUUUCCACCUGUGACAAUGGUGUUUGCACAUUUGUAUUUUUCUUUGUAUAUCAAGUACUUUUAUAUGUACUUUGUAAAAUACUGAUCCAGUUCUUAGGUUAUAUGAAAAUAUACAUACCACUGCUUAUUUUGUAACUAGUUAAUUUUAACUCUUUUAUGUUAUGUGAUAUAUGUAUGCUAACCAUCUUGUAAUAAAUACACUUCUUAAGGAAAAGUAAAACCUUUCCUUUUACUGUAAAAGAGAAAAAAGCAAGACCCACAUGUUGAAAUAUUCCCACAGGCACAAGACAAAUCCUUAUUUACUCUGUAUUAAGAAUAGUGUGUGUAUUAAAAACUAUGUGGUCUUUUGUAUAGUUGUAAAUAUUCUUACAUAGAAGUUGCACUUGAGCAUCCUUAACUCAAACUCCUGUCAACAGUAACACUAAAAACUAAAGAAAUCAGAAUUUAAAGCAGAAUUAUCAUUCUAACAAGUCUUAAUGUAUAGCCUUUACUAAAAGGCUAAAUACAAAUAAUGUUUAUACUAAGUCAAUGUAUAAUAAUGUUAAUAUUUUUUUAAAAAAAAUCCUAUGUGGUAUCACAACAUAAAUCAGUUGCAUACUUUCACCCUGAAACAUAUCUCACUCAUUUAUAUCACCUUAUGCAAAAAUUAUCUAGUUCAUAAGAAAUAAAAUACAAAAAAUGUCAAGGUCUUACUUGACAAUGUUGCAUCUAAAUUGAAUAACUGAGUGUAGUGUGGGAUGGCAGAGUUAAAAUGGAAAGAGAAUGUGUGACGGAGGUAGGGGACCUGUGACAAUUCUUGGAUGCUGUGGCGCUUAGAUGAAAGGUUUGCAUACUGAGCUUGGCAUGGAUGCUAAUGUUGCCUUAAAUGUUGAUUUCCAUUUUUAGUGUCUGUAUUGAUGGAAAAUGGACUUGAGCAACUUAACUUUAAAAUAUCCAAAUAAAAGUUGAAAUGAGAUAUAAGAUA
This is a messenger RNA of Phalacrocorax carbo (great cormorant), 8412 nucleotides long. Lineage: Eukaryota; Metazoa; Chordata; Aves; Suliformes; Phalacrocoracidae. The record is from RefSeq and is a predicted model, not a curated record.